Cyprinodon variegatus (sheepshead minnow) is the source of this 1266-nucleotide messenger RNA. It is a transcript of the gene ucp1, whose product is annotated as uncoupling protein 1 (mitochondrial, proton carrier). The coding region runs from base 144 to 1061 and encodes 305 amino acids. The transcript has 7 exons. Gene Ontology annotation, cellular component: mitochondrial membrane. Gene Ontology annotation, molecular function: oxidative phosphorylation uncoupler activity. Gene Ontology annotation, biological process: adaptive thermogenesis; mitochondrial transport; mitochondrial transmembrane transport. Lineage: Eukaryota; Metazoa; Chordata; Actinopteri; Cyprinodontiformes; Cyprinodontidae. The record is from RefSeq and is a predicted model, not a curated record.
AUGCAGAGGGAGAAAUGCGUCUUCCCUUUCUGCGCUAGAGGGGCACUUCAAGGAUUACCAUCUGGUCCUUCAAACCCUGCCUGGUAACAUCUUAGGACCAAAAAAAGACCCUCUAACUAUUACCUACACAAAAGGCAGGAAACAUGGUGGGAUUCAAACCCUCAGAUGUGCCUCCUCCCCUUGGGGUGAAGAUGGCGAGCGCCGGAGCAGCGGCCUGCAUAGCUGACAUGGUCACCUUUCCUCUGGACACGGCCAAAGUCAGACUACAGAUUCAAGGGGAGAAACAGGCGGUGGGAGGCAUCCGCUACAGAGGGGUGUUUGGGACCAUCAGCACCAUGGUCCGAACAGAAGGCCCCAGGUCCUUGUAUAACGGGCUGGUGGCCGGGCUGCAGAGGCAGCUCUGCUUUGCCUCCAUCAGAAUCGGCCUCUAUGACAACGUGAAAAACUUCUACACUGGUGGCAAAGACAAUCCAGGUGUGUUAAUACGGAUCCUGGCCGGCUGCACAACGGGAGCCAUGGCUGUGUCGUUUGCACAACCCACUGACGUGGUCAAGGUUCGCUUCCAGGCUCAGAUGAACCUAAACGGUGUAGCUCGGCGCUACAAUGGCACUAUGCAAGCCUACAGACAGAUCUUCCUCAACGAAGGCUUACGAGGCCUGUGGAAAGGAACUUUACCCAACAUCACUAGAAAUGCAUUGGUUAACUGCACAGAACUGGUUACGUACGACCUGAUCAAAGAGGCCAUCCUCAAACACCAGCUGCUGUCAGAUAACCUGCCUUGCCACUUUGUGUCUGCUUUCGGAGCGGGCUUCGUCACCACAGUGAUCGCCUCCCCAGUAGAUGUGGUGAAAACACGAUACAUGAACUCUCCUCCAGGCCAGUACCGGAGUGCCAUCAACUGCGCCUGGACCAUGAUGACUAAAGAGGGACCAACAGCGUUUUACAAAGGGUUCGUACCCUCGUUUCUGAGACUGGGAUCCUGGAACGUCGUCAUGUUCGUCUCAUUCGAGCAGAUCAAGAGGGCCAUGAUGAUGUCCAGAAGGAUCGAAGCACCAAACUGAGCUCAGGAUGGCAGUCUGAAUGCUGUGUGUCUAAGGGGGAGGAAAUAUCCCUUCCUGUUGAACUUUAUUUAUACUUCAUCACCCUGGGAGCAGAGUGGUCCCUGUGGGACUCAAAGCCAGAGAAACAAGUUUGCACUUUAAGUAAUGUUUGUAGAAAUCUGCUAAGGAGGCAAACCAGCCUCUCAAUAAACUAAAACUGGUGUUU